Molecule: messenger RNA, 4113 nt
Organism: Bombina bombina (fire-bellied toad)
Lineage: Eukaryota; Metazoa; Chordata; Amphibia; Anura; Bombinatoridae
Gene: LPAR4
Product: lysophosphatidic acid receptor 4
Exons: 2
Coding region: 632-1675 (347 amino acids)
Biological process (GO): phospholipase C-activating G protein-coupled receptor signaling pathway; positive regulation of Rho protein signal transduction
Cellular component (GO): membrane
Molecular function (GO): lysophosphatidic acid receptor activity
Source: RefSeq, a predicted model, not a curated record
AGCUGUUCUAAAGCAGUUAAUUCUAUACCGGGUAGCUGUUUUCAUUGGUAAUGUUCUUUAUAAACUCUGUUAGAGCUAUGAUUGGCUUACAAAGAAUGAUAGAACAUAAGGGGGCUGGGAGUGUUUACAGAGUCUGAUAAUACUUCUCAUCCAAUGAAAAGCAUUUCCUAUAGAGACCCCCAAGAGUCCCCUUGCUCACAAUUCCAACCCAGACAUUAGGCCUAUUCUUCUUGCCAGUUUCUCUCCAAGGCAUGCUGCUUUCAAUUCUCUACCCUGUUUCUUUUCCCUAACAAAGGAGUGCUGGUAACAGCUGCUGAAUUCAAGUCCUGAGGAUUUACAUUGAAUUUUACAAAAUACUGCACUGGAAAAAUGCUUCUUACAACAUAAUAUUUUGCAAAGAUGGAUAAAUGAAAGAAGUUUUAAUGUUUUUUUUUUUUUUUUCUGAAGUAUAAAAGACAAGAAACAUUGAACUGAGGGAUCAGUGAUGGAGAAGAGUAAAAUUAUGGGUAUGAUUUCCAGUUAUAUUACAGAAACGAGCACUGACCGCAUUCUCUCUGCUCUUCCUAUUUUAUUAUAUGGAUACUUCUGAUUACCAUUCCGGAGCAUUCCACAAAACCACUGAGAACCUGGGAUGGGAAACUACACCAAUAGCACCUGCGUCAUUGAUGACUCCUUUAAGUACAAUCUCUAUGGAGCCGUUUACAGUGUGGUAUUUAUCCUUGGGCUAAUUACAAACUGUGCCUCUCUAUGUGUAUUCUGCUUCAAAAUGAAGAUGCACAACGAGACCGCAAUCUUCAUGACCAAUCUUGCCGUCUCCGAUCUACUUUUUGUGUUCACCUUGCCUUUUAAGAUUUUUUAUAAUUUUAACCGGCAUUGGCCCUUUGGAGAUACCUUGUGUAAGAUUUCAGGAACUGCAUUUUUGACCAAUAUCUAUGGAAGCAUGAUUUUUCUCACGUGCAUAAGUGUGGAUCGAUUCCUCGCUAUAGUUUAUCCGUUUCGUUCCCGCACUAUUCGUACAAGAAGAAAUUCUGCUAUAGUGUGUGCUGGAGUAUGGGUCCUUGUCCUCAGUGGAGGUAUUUCUGCUUCACUCUUCUCUACUACUAAUGUGUCCAACACAAGCACCACAUGUUUUGAGGGGUUUUCAAAGAACAUUUGGAAAACUUAUUUGUCAAAAAUCACAAUAUUUAUUGAAGUGGUUGGAUUUAUAAUCCCAUUGCUGUUAAACCUGACUUGCUCAUCAUUGGUUUUGAGGACCCUGAGGAAACCUGCAACAUUAUGCCAGAUUGGAACCAACAAAGAGAAAGUUUUAAAGAUGAUCGUUGUCCACGUGGCAAUUUUUGUGGUGUGUUUUGUGCCAUACAAUUCUAUCCUUUUCCUGUAUGCGUUGGUUCGUUCUCAAGCCAUUGCAAACUGUUCUAUUGAGAGAUUUGCCAGGACAAUGUAUCCUAUUACUUUGUGUAUCGCAACAACUAACUGCUGUUUUGAUCCAUUUGUCUAUUAUUUCACCUCAAAAUCAUUUCAAAAGUCGUUUAACAUUAAUCCUCUAAUAAAAAUGGAUAACCUUUUUAAGUCUGAGUGUGGAGCAAAAAUAGUUUUGCCUAUGACACAGGAAGAUCUCAUUGAUCACUCAAAUAAUGGAGGAGAAACGCUGUCAGAACCGAAUUUCAAGGACUAAACUUGUAUAAAGUUUUUUUUUUUUUUUUUUUUUUUUUUUUCUCUUUUUCAAAUGACUCAAACAACUGGAGGAAUAAUUUAUACAAAACAUGUGUUGGGCUUUAUUAUUGGUCAGUAUUUCAGUUGGCAAUGUACAAAAAAAAAUCUUUAUUUAAAUAUAGUAAAUAUAUCUUUUGAAGUACAAACACUUUUUUUUUUUUUUUUUUCGUCCCAGAUCAGUAAUUUAUGUAAAUAUUCAUAGAAUAUUGUAGAUCUAGCAGCUGUUGUGUCAAUGUGUUCACAAAUGUCUUAUUUAUGUGUACACCUGAAUUUCUUUAAAAAAAAACUAAAAAAAAAAAUCUUGAGUAAUACCUAGUUGUGUUUUGAAAUGUCUUUGGCCGUUACGUAUGGAUACUGAACAACCAUAGCUAAUUAGAAAUGUAGAUGGCUGCUUGAUUUCUCUGCUAUGAAAUUUUAGACGGACAGUAAAUAAUUUUUUAAUUUUUUUUUUUAAUUAUUUGCAGUAUGUGCACAAUUACAGAGGACAUUCUGAGACUUUCCUUUUAUGCAACCAAUUUUCAAAUAGCUUUUUUGUCCCACAAUACAGCCCCGGUUCCCCCUUUAUAGUUGGCCUGUGAGCCUCAGCAAUUUUGUUUCAUGAACCGCCUCACAGGAUUGUUUGAGAAUCACAACUUGAUGAAAAGUGCCAUUCACUUUACUGUAAAGCACUGCCUCUAUGGAACAAAGGUUUGAAGCAUCCAAUGGCUUCAUUCAGCACAAGAAUGAAUGGCACUAUCAAUCUGGUUUUAAAACCCUGUGAGACAUUUAAAAAAAAUAAAAAAAAAAAAAAAAAUCUGCUUUUGACAGGCUGGCUAUGGUGGGGGAAUCAGGAUAAAAUCUAUUUAAAAUUGGCUACAUAAAAGGUGAAUCUCAGAAUAACAUGUUUAAUUGUGCACAUUCUGCAAAAUAUUGUAAAUAAAUAUGUUUACUGUCACUUUAAGGCAGGAAAAAUGAAACCAUUUGUGUAAAGAAAAUCUUUUAAUACUAAAACAAAUGUUUUUUUUUGUCAUUUGAAUGCACUACUUUUAUAGUUUACAUGCACUGGUGACUUCCUAUUGUAUUUUAAAAGAGAGUUUAACAUUUCAAGUACAUCUAACAGGUUAGAGAUUAAGAACAAGUUAAGAAACACUGUUUUUGAGUAACAUUGUCAUGUAGGAAAGGUUUGGUCUACAUGGAAGUCAUAUAGACUAAUGGUUGUUUAUGAGUAAAACACUUCUUUUUUUUUUUUUUAUUCACCAUUUUUAUUUUUUAAAACUUGAUCACAAAAUGUCACCAAAGGCCGAGCCUCAUAUCUCAGUUCUCUAUAUGAUCUCUCUGGUUGGUAACAGCUACCCCCUUUCUCAUUUACUGACCGUUAUUGGCAAUGUUUGGAGAUGACCACACUGAUUUACUCUGAAAUAGAAGUAUUUUAUUUAACAGAGAUUGAGAAAGUCCUUUUGAAUAAACGGAUAAUAUUUAAACUUAAUGUAAAAGGCCACAGAAUAACAAACGGCCUAGAUCAGUGAUGACGAACCAUGGCCCUCAAGAUGUUUUCAGAACUACAUUUCCCAUGAUGGUUGGCUGGACUGCGAAGUGCCUAAGCAUCUUGGGAAAUGUAGUUCUGAAACAUUUGGAGUGCCUAGAUUCGGCAGCAGUCAGUAAUGACACUGUGUGUAGAUUUCAAUAAAGCUUGUUUGUUGUACCAAGUAGUGUAAUUCACACCUCAGUAAGAGCAAAGCAAAAAUAUAUUGGCAGGGAGGAAUUAAUGGAACGUGAAACCCAAAAUGUUUCUGUCAUGAUUCAGACAGUGCACGUAAUUGUCAACAACUUUGCAGUUUACUUAUUUUAUCUAAUUUGCUUCAUUCUCUUCGUAUCCUUUCUUAAAUGAGCAGUAACACAUUACUGGGAGCUAGCUUAUUAGAUAAGCCAAUGACGAGGCAUAUAUGUGCAGCCACUAAUCGCCAGCUAGCACCCAGUAGUGCAUUGUUGUUCUAGAGUAUACCUAGGUAUGUUUUUUUGUCAAAGGCUACCAAGAAAACAAAUUAGAUAAAUUGGAAAGUUGUUUAAAAUUGUAUGCUGUAUCUGAAUCAUGAAUGAAAGAAAAUUGUGUUUUAUGUCCCUUUUAAUGAAAAAGCAGCUAAAUGAAAAUGUUCUAUUUAUAUAUUUACAAGUAUCGUAUUCAUGUCUGCCAUAAAUACUUGUGUGAAGGUUUAUCUCUCUUUAAACGUAGGGCUGUACAUUUAAUGAUACAUUUCUUUAAAAAAAAAAAAAAAGCAGCUUAGAAAUAGAAAGGUUUGCCUUGAUGUAUUUGUAUGGUUUUAUGAAACAACUUGUAAUCAAUGUUUAAAAUCGCACCUGGCUGUAACAUGAAGGUACUGUGUAAAUAAGCUCUACCGGUUUAUUAAAUAUUUGCAAACACAA